Coregonus clupeaformis (lake whitefish) is the source of this 1593-nucleotide messenger RNA. RefSeq names its product transmembrane protein 26-like. The record is from RefSeq and is a predicted model, not a curated record. The transcript is spliced from 6 exons. Lineage: Eukaryota; Metazoa; Chordata; Actinopteri; Salmoniformes; Salmonidae. Bases 80 to 1150 code for a protein of 356 amino acids.
ACAAGUGGCUGUGUGUGGGAGUUUGAACCUUCAGUAAUAACGGGACACUUUAGCUUUCGAAUCUUUACUGUUAAGUAUCAUGGCAUUUGUGGUCAAAUUUUCAUGUGCGAUUGUUACUAGGUUGUUAUUUAUUCUUAUCUCACUCAUCGGAGUUUGGAGAGUAACAUUGGUUAAAGAUGACCAUAUCUACUGGUUUCUGACGUUCCUCUUUCUACCUCUCGUUGUCGAAAUGAUCAUAACUUUGAAAAGAAGAAAGGGAAAAGAUUAUAAAUGGUUCUCUCCAGCCAUCUUGUUGUUCCUGAUCAGUAUCAUUCCAUCCAUCUGGAUUCUGGAACUACAUCAUCAGCGUAACAAAUCUAGUGACCCCCAGUGCAAGAAACUGGAUUCAUGGGAAAAUGUGAGAAGCAUGAUUUCUCUGAACGAAACGGUGGGGAAUUUAACGGUUCAAACCUAUCUAAAGGGUCUUGACCAACUCUUGUCCACGGUGUGUCCCAACGACUGGAUCCUGGCCCUCCAUCAGGUCCUGCUAAUCCUACUGAUCAUAGGGAAGUGGCUCCUCCCACUGGGGGGCGGGGUCACACGGGAGGAACUCUCCCAGCUCCUGCUCAUCUUCGUUGGCACGGCAGCUGACAUCUUGGAGUUCACCAGUGAAACACUGUCUGAUGUCAAGGAGAACAGCCCUCAGCUGGUGUACAUCAUCCUAGCGGUGUGGACCUGGAGCAUGUUACAGUUUCCUCUCCAUCUGGCCGUGGUGAACUCAAAGCCAGAAAGCGAGGGCGAGGGCCAAGGCGAUUCCCUCCUGACCAAGCACAGCACAGACAUAUGGAGCAUCAUUGAGAGCCUGUUCAUCCAGGAUGGCCCUUUCCUCGUGGUCCGGCUCACCGUCAUGACCUACUUUGAUGUCUUCCACCAGAUGUUGGUGUUCUUUGCCAUUAAAAACUUCCUGGUGGUCAUUCUGAACUUCUACCGGCUGGCCGUCAUAUGCCAGAACUACAGACCUGUAGUCAGGUCCAGAUGCAGCAGCAACAUCCCUGAUUGUAGUAGGGUAGAGGUGGAGAGGAAGUAUGGGGAGGGGAGGUCGGAGAGAAACAAGGUUCCUGCCUCUGCUUUGGAGGAAGUUAAUACAGACUGUGAAAGUAUCAUUACGUAGUACACCGUUUAUACAAUGCACAAGUUCAAUAUUGGACAGGAUUUGUGAGUUCCAAUGCUGGAAUUAAUUAUGUGACUUGACAUUUCCAUGGGUAAAGGGAAGGAGAGACAGAAACAGUUUAACAUUCACAAGCAUAUAUUCAACUUCAGCUCAGCUGAUUUUCUACAGUAUUUUAACUUUUUUGUAAUGUUUUUACCCUUUUGACAACAAAAAAGCCAUGGCUUAGAAGUUUACCCCCAAAGGCAUGUGAAAUAGAAAACAACUUGUUUGAGUUAGUAAAACAAAGGGUAUGCUUGUAAAGAUAGGCAGCCAAGUGUAACUGUCCACAGCUGACAAAAUCAACCCAAUUUUGUUUUCCAAAGGUGUGAUUAUUCAGUGCAUUCGGAAGGUAUGCAGACUCCUUCCCUUUUUCCACAUUUUGUUACGUUACAGCCUUAUCCUAA